This is a messenger RNA of Tinamus guttatus (white-throated tinamou), 2061 nucleotides long. RefSeq lists its product as uncharacterized. The record is from RefSeq and is a predicted model, not a curated record. Gene Ontology annotation, molecular function: G protein-coupled receptor activity. Gene Ontology annotation, cellular component: plasma membrane. Lineage: Eukaryota; Metazoa; Chordata; Aves; Tinamiformes; Tinamidae. Gene Ontology annotation, biological process: cellular response to fatty acid; G protein-coupled receptor signaling pathway.
AUGCUGGUCCUCACCAUCUACGUGGCCACCUUGAGCGUGGGCCUCCCGGCCAACCUCUUCGCCUUGGUCACCAUCCUGGGCAAGGUGCGCCGGGGCCUGGUGCCGGCCGACGUCCUCCUGCUCAACCUGACGGCCGCCGACCUCCUCCUGCUGCUCUUCCUGCCCUUCAAGGUGGCUGAGGCGGCCACGGGGGACAUGACGUGGCCCCUGCCCACCGCCCUGUGCCCCAUCGCCAACUUCUGCUUCUACUCCAGCAUCCAGUUAAGCAGCCUCUUCUUGGCGGCCCUCAGCGUCGAGCGCUACCUCGGUGUUGCCUUCCCGCUCCGCUCCAAGCGCUGGCGCCGCCCGGGCGUCUACGUGGCCGCCAGUUGUGUCCUCUGGCUCCUGGCCACCUCCCACUGCUCUGUGGUCUUCGUUGCCGCCUUCCACGAUGCCACCAAUGAGUCUGUGGAAGCUGACGAAGGGUCUGGGGUGGAGCCGCACGGGCACGGGGAGGUCAAGGCAGUUGGGGUAGCCGCUCCUGAGGUCUUGGAGGUCAAUGGGUUUGAGGUGGCCCAAGCUGAGGUCUUCAUGGCUGAUGGGGUUGAGAUGGUCAGUCCCAAGGUCUUCAAGGCCAAUCGGGGUCAGGUGAGGAAUCCCAAGGUCUUCAAGGCCAAUAGGGUUGAGGUGGCCCAUCCUGAGGUCUUCACGGGCACUGGGGUCCAUCCUAAGGUCCUCAAGGCAAAUGGGGCUCAGAUGACCCAUCCUAAAAUCUCUGUGGGUGAUGGGGACCAUUCAGAGGGCUUGGAGGCUAAUGGGAUUGAGAUGGUCAAUCCAGAGGUCUUGGAGGCCAAUGGGGUCGAGAUGGCCCAUCCUGAGGUCUUGGGGGCCAAUAGGGUUGAGGUGGCCCAUCCUAAGGUCUUGGCAGCCAAUGGGGUUGAGGUGGCCUAUCCUGAGGUCUUGGCGGCCAAUGGGGUUAAGGUGGCCCAUCCUGAGGUCUUCAAGGCCAACAGAGCUCAGACGGUCAAACCUGAGGUCUUUGUGGCUAAGGGGGACAAGAUUCCCACCGGGUCCAACCCUGGUGCGUUCAUUGCCCACAAAGCCAAGAGCUCCAACCCCAAAGCCUUCAUGGCCAAUAGAGCCAGAACCUCCAGCCAUGAUGACCACAUGUCCAAAAAAGACAUGACCUCCAUCGCUGACAUCUUCAAGGGCAACAGCUCCAAGACCUCCAAACUCUGUGUCUUUACAUUCAAUGGAGUCAAGAUCUCCAAUCCCAGUGCCCUCAUGACCAACAAAGCCAAGACUUCCAACCCCAACAACUUCAUGGCCAAAAGACCCAAGAUCUCCAACUUCAACAUCUUCACAUCCAAUGGAGCCAAAUUCUCCAAUCCAAAUGUCUUCAAGGCCAACAGAGCCAAGACCUUCAACCCCAACAUCUUCAUAGGCCGAAGGACCAAGACCUCCAACCUUGGCAUCUUCAUGGCCAAUGGAGCUAAGACUUCCAAUCUUGAUAUCUUCACAUCCAAUGGAGUCAAGAUCUCCACCCCCAACAUCUUCAUGGCCCACAAAGCGAAGACCUCCAACCCCAACAUCUUCAUAGCCCGAAGGACCAAGACCUCCAGCCCCAACAUCUCGAAGACCCCCAGCCCCAACAUCUCGACGGCCGCCUCCAAGCAGGGCUUCAAGUGCUAUGAUGACUUCUCCAGGGCACAGCUGCGCUUCGUCUUGCCACUGCGCCUGGAACUCUUCCUCCUCCUCUUCCUCGUGCCCUUCGUGGUCACCAUCUUCUGCUACGUUAACUUCAUCCGGGCCCUCCUGGCCCGUCCCAACACCCCCUUGGAGAAGAAGCAGCGGGCGGUGGGCUUGGCUGUGGCCACCAUGGUCAACUUCAGCGUCUGCUUCGCCCCCUUCAGCGUCUCGCACGUGGUGGGAUUCGUGGAGCAGCAGAGUCCCACCUGGCGCCAUUACGUGCUGGUCCUCACCAGCCUGAACGCCGCCCUGGACCCCUUGGUCUUCUACUUCUCCUCCACUGUGGUGCAGCAGGCGGUGGCCAGGCUGGUGGCCGCCAUGCGGCGCAAACUG